Papaver somniferum (opium poppy) is the source of this 2813-nucleotide messenger RNA. Its product is annotated as VIN3-like protein 1. The transcript is spliced from 5 exons. Lineage: Eukaryota; Viridiplantae; Streptophyta; Magnoliopsida; Ranunculales; Papaveraceae. Gene Ontology annotation, molecular function: protein binding. Gene Ontology annotation, biological process: epigenetic regulation of gene expression; vernalization response. Bases 255 to 2402 code for a protein of 715 amino acids. The record is from RefSeq and is a predicted model, not a curated record.
UACUCCACCAAUCCUCCGUCGUAACCUCUCUCUCCAACAAUAAUAAUUAUUAUUUUGGUUUGAAAUUCUUAACGAUUCAAUACAAACAACAACCUCCAUUAAUAAAAAAAACCCUAGUAUUUUUAUUUUCUGAGGGUUUUUUUUCCCUCUGCUCGUAGAAAACUCUUCCCCUCAGAUUGCUGAUUCGUCCUCUGUUACAUUCUCUACUACUGAUAAGGGGAAGAUGACUUAAACACUCAUUGUGGCUCAGAAAAAUGGGUUCUGAAGAUAUAGUGAUUACUAAAGCUUUUGGUGUCCAGACUCCUUCUUCAAGUACUCAAAGCACUCCAGAAAAAAAAGGACACCAAAACGAUGCUUCAAGAGGUGAAGACUUCCUAGAGUAUCUCAAAAAUGGUGCUAAGGGAGAACUUCUUCAUACUUUCUUUGAUAAGGAAAAGAAGCACUCAGCCUCGUCCAAAUACAAAAUUACGGACAAACCCCCCAAAACCAGUAACAAGGGAUGUAAGAAUCAGGAUUCAAAAAAAAUUUCUUUAAGUCAGUCAUUGUCAGCCCACAAUCAGGCUUCUAAGAAACUACAGCGGAAGGGGGAAAAUCCUGUUCGACUGCAGACACAUAGUGAUCUAUCUCCAAAUGCUGGGUGUUCAAACACUUGGAUAUGUAAAAAUGCUGCAUGUAGAGCCACCUUAUCACUGGACGACACAUUUUGCAAGAGGUGCUCUUGUUGCAUCUGUCACUUGUUUGAUGAUAACAAAGAUCCUAGUCUUUGGUUGGUCUGUACAUCUGAAUUGGAUGAUCGGGAUUCAUGUGGGUUAUCUUGCCACAUUGAAUGUGCACUUCGACGCCAAAAGGUUGGGGUUGUAGAUCUAGGGCAGUUGAUGCAGCUAGAUGGUAGUUACUGUUGUGCUUCUUGUGGAAAAGUCUCAGGGAUACUCGGAUGUUGGAAGAAACAGUUGGUGAUAGCUAAGGAUGCUCGACGCGUGGAUAUCCUCUGCUAUAGAAUAGCUUUGAGUUAUAGGCUCUUGGAUGGAACUUCCAAGUAUAAAGAAUUGUUUGAAAUUGUUGGAGACGCUAAGGCUAAACUUGAAACAGAGGUUGGUUCAAUUGAUGGAGUAUCCGCCAGAAUGGCUCGUGGCAUUGUCAGCAGAUUAUCGAUCUCUGCUGAUUUGCAGAGGCUCUGCUCCCUUGCAAUUGAGAAGGCAGAUUCAUGGCUAAGCUCCAUAUCAAAUGCCCCACAUCACAGAGAGGAUUCACUUCCUGCUGCUUGCAGAUUCCAAUUUGAAGAAGUAUCAUCUUCAUCUCUCAUAAUUGUCUUGAAAGAGAUCUGUUCUUCCCCAUCCGAUAACAUCACGGGUUUCAAGCUAUGGUAUUGCAAAAGCAGAGAUGAAGCACAAUCAAAGGAACCCGUUUGCACCUUUCCUAGAACUCAAAGAAGGGUUCUAAUAUCAAACCUACAACCGUGCACCGAAUAUACCUUCCGUAUUAUAUCAUAUUCAGAUUCUGGAGACUUGGGUCACUCGGAGGCCAAGUGUUUCACCAAGAGUGUCGAAAUACUUCACAAAAUAUUUGAUUCCCCAUCAAGUAUGGACCGUAAGAAUGAUGCAGAAGGAAGUUCUAGUGGUAAGGGAGAGACCAAAGAAGCUGUUGAGUCUUCUGGAUUCAAGGUCCGUGACCUAGGAAAGAUUCUGCGUCUUGCUUGGGCACAAGAAGAAGGUUGCUUUGAUGGGUUUUGCAGUAAUGAUGUAGAAGAAUGCUGUGGUGGGAACAGUCCCAUGAAAUCCGACACAGCCGAUGAAGGCAAGCAUCCAUUUGUUGCACGUGAACUCGAUUUAAAUGUUGCGUCAGUACCCGAUCUUAAUGCGGAAGUAACUCCAAUAGAAGAUUCAAGAGACGAAGACAUCGAAUGUAGCUCAGAACAAGCAGCUGAAGAUGAUGUAAUUUCUCAUGGGACUGAGAAAAAUGGUUUAGUAAGAUCUAAUGGGAGUGGAGACUCACAGACAUGGUUAGUUAGACCGAUCAGAGAGGUCCCAGCUGUAGAAUCGCGAUCAGGAUUGUGUGGGAAACGUGCACGAAGCGCCAAGGAAGACAGUGAUAGCACCCUAAUUAAUGGUUCACCUUUUCGAUUCUCAGGUGGGUCUGCUAAGUUGGACAGAAGUUAUGAAUAUUGUGUGAAGAUUAUCAGGUGGCUUGAAUGUGGAGGCCAUAUCGAGAAGGAAUUUCGAAUGAAGUUUCUGACAUGGUUUAGUUUAAGGUCCACAGAUCAGGAACGUAGAGUUGUGAACACAUUUAUCAAAACUUUGAUUGACGACCCUAGUAGUUUGGCAGGACAACUGAUUGAUUCUUUUUCAGAAAUUAUUUCCAGCAAGAGACCUCGUAAUGGUUUCUGCAGCAAGCUGUGGCAUUGAUUUUAGCUAGACUAAUUGAUUGAAGAUGCAAUUAUCGCAUCAGAUUUAUGUUGAGCGAUAAAAGGUCUCCUUGAUUUGACCUCCUAUUUAUUAUCGUGACAAAUGUUGAGUUUGAUUCUUCAUCCUUGUAUUAUCUGUUUGUACAGGCAUCCUGAUCAUUGUUUUAUGCUCAUUCAAAGAUCUUACAGGGUGAGUUGUUAGAUGUGUGUAUCUGUAACAGUAUUAGAUUUUUCCGUUCAGAGGCGGAGGGAGUGAUUUUGAGAGAGUGUCUUCCUUGUUCAUCUUUCACCUGGACCAUUGAUGGUAGAAUAUGAGAUGUGAAGAUAAAAUGUACAGUGUUCAUGUCACAAUGUCUGUACACUUUUACUAUAUUACUGUAACUUGAGCCUCUUUUCUUUUUGGCUAGUUUUG